Molecule: messenger RNA, 4287 nt
Organism: Mus pahari (shrew mouse)
Lineage: Eukaryota; Metazoa; Chordata; Mammalia; Rodentia; Muridae
Gene: Elmod2
Product: ELMO domain containing 2
Exons: 9
Coding region: 144-1025 (293 amino acids)
Cellular component (GO): membrane
Molecular function (GO): GTPase activator activity
Source: RefSeq, a predicted model, not a curated record
GCAGCCUCCGUGCGGACUUCCGGGUCGCGGUGUUCGCAGGGAGCGCUCCGCGUAGAGCGUCGUUUCCGUUGCCGGUGUUUUCAGCGGGGGAAACCGAGGCAGUGCCAGCUUCCCCCUAGUUCUUCCGCUCCUGUGAGGAAAACAUGUUCCUGUCUCUGUGGGAGUUUUUCUAUGGAAACUUUUUCCGAUUUUGGAUGAAAUGGGUCUUACGGCAGAUGACUGGGAAGUGUGAAUUGCAGCGAAUUUUUGACACCUAUGGAGGGGCACAGAGGACCUACAGAAUAGAAAAUUCCUUGACAUAUUCCAAGAAUAAGGUCCUACAGAACGCAACACGAGUUGCUGAGAGCGAACUGGACAGGUGUAUAGUGAACAUCAUGAAGGAGAAGAACAUCUGCCCCGAGAAGGACACCAGUUUUCAGAUCUGCAUGAGGACAUGCUUACUGCAGAUAACUGGCUACAAACAGCUCUACCACGAAGUAGAAAAUGUGAGGAAAAAGCCCUAUGACUCUGCCAACGCACACCAUGAGAAGAUGCUCCUCAAGCUUUGGAGUCUUCUGAUGCCAACGAAAAAGUUGACGGCCCGGAUCUCCAAGCAGUGGGCAGACAUUGGUUUUCAAGGUGAUGAUCCCAAAACAGACUUCAGAGGCAUGGGUAUACUCGGACUGAUCAAUCUUGUGUAUUUCAGUGAAAACUACACCAGCGAAGCGCAUCAGAUUCUCUCCCGCUCAAAUCACCCCAAAUUAGGGUAUUCUUAUGCAAUAGUUGGAAUCAACCUUACAGAGAUGGCUUAUAGCUUACUGAAGAGCGAGGCCCUGAAGCUUCACCUCUACAACUUUGUCCCUGGGGUACCAACCAUGGAGCACUUCCACCAGUUUUACUGUUACCUUGUCUAUGAAUUUGACAAGUUUUGGCUUGAGGAAGAGCCAGAAAGCAUUAUGUACUUCAACUUGUACAGAGAGAAGUUUCAUGAGAGGAUCAAAGGCCUCUUGAUGGACUACAAUGCUGUGCUCACUUUGAAAAUAUGAACCAUCCAUGUAUCUUUACUUUUUACCACAUUUUGCACACACAACAGAAUUUAUAUGUUAUUAUAGAAAUUAUCUGAUUAACUACACUCAUAUAAUUUCCUACAAAAAAUACUUCAGAAACUCUAUUUAAGAAAGCUAGCGGACAAUCAGUGUAUGUUUACAGUUGUUUAUACACUGUUCUCCAAAGGUCCGGUACCCUUCCAAAGAACCCUUCCGGAGUCACGUGAACUACAGUUUGGAACUUGGGUCUUAGCCUGUUAAUUUAAAAGUAUAGAUCAGGUAUAUUUAUAGUUAUCUAAUUGAUCAACAUGUGCACGAGUCUGUUCUCAUUUUAUGUGUGGUGCUCCCAAGCUGUUGUCUUUUUUGAAAACUCUGCAGGGUCAUUGUUCCCUUUGGAAGUGGCUUUUAAAUGCCCUUUGUCUUUUUAUUUCUAGGCAAAUCAGCACGGGGUGCCCUCUGAGGCUUUCUUUGUGUCUUUAGCUCUUGUCAAGAUGUCCUGUCCUUGGAGCAGAGGGAGCAUGGCUCUGUCUGGGAGGGUGGACAAUCAUGGCCUCCUUUUGAUUUUUCUGGUGACUAACAGAAAUGAGAAGUGGCAGUACUGAUGACUAGCUUCUUAUUUAUAAGUAGCCCAUGUUGGAGGUCUUAUUCUAAGGAUUCUAGGCAUUUACUCCAGUUCAGUAUUUGUUUUUAUCAGGUGUAGAAGGAACCUUCCUCAGAGCCCCCUGGGGGAACCCCUGCCUGUGUGUUUAGAAAGGCGGUGCCUCUGCUGAGAAAAUCCGGACUGCAUUUGAAACAUAGUUUCUUUUCCGAUAGACCUGUCUUUGAAAGUACACCGAAGAAACCUUAGAGCUUUUUAGACAUCUGUUCCCUCUCAUUGCUGGGUUUGACAUGCUGUUCACUUUUGCUUGCCCUUGAUUUGACUCUGGUGUUUCUGGGUAAUGGUGUAGGGACCUGGGUUAGCAGGCUGGGAGGUGCUACCAUAGCCUGGAUCAUGACCGUGUGUGUUUUUGUAUAGCUUUAGUCUCCAAAUUCUCAGGAGGGCAGCAGGUACGGUGGAGGAUUCUAUGUGAGGGGAUUCUAAUGGGGUGGUUUCCUCUUGGCAUGCUUUAGAGAUUUGUUCUCAGAGCGAAACUAAAAGAGCCUAAAGAUAAGAAAGAUGAUUGGACUUAGAAGCACUACCUACGUCCUGUGGAAACCAGUCUACAACAUGAUAGUUUAACCUAAAACAUGGUGAUGUUUUGCACAUCUUUUAAUAUCAGGUAAAGACUAGCUUAUGUGAUAGAGGAAAGUUGGCUGCUUUCUCACAAUUUGUUCAUGUCUUCUGACAAGCCCGUCUUGACACUCGUGGGGGUUAGAGGGGAGAGAGCAAGCAUGAGAGCGCACAGUACGGAUGUCCCAUAGGAGAGCCACAGCUAGAGUGUUGUAUAGUGCUGUGUUGCAGAGCAUGGGUUCAAAUUGCUUUUCCUUAAGGAAGAUAAAACUUCUUUUAAAAGUAGGUUUGUUUUAUAAUACUAGAAAGGAUUUAGCUUUUCAGUAUUAUAGGAAUUUAAUAAUUGAUUUCUUAUAGGGGACUUGUUGACCCUGGUAAUGCAGUAAUUUCAUUUUUGAAAAAUCUUUUGUCAUCCAGGUUUUAUGAUGUAUUGUGUAGCAGAACCCUAACAAGGAGCCCGUGGUUACCAUUAUUGUUCACUGUACUAUAGUGUGAAGUCUUCCAUGGAAAGCAGCUGUGUUAGUCUUUAACUUUUGUGCUAAAAGUACUUAAGCAUGUAUUUUAAUCUUUGAGCAGCCUAGAUCUUGAACUGAUUUAACUCUUUAUCAGCAUAUGUAAUAAAAAGCAUAUUUGACAUAUGAAAGAGGAAGUAAUACUAAUAAUUAUUUCCUGGCAGAAAAAAAAAUCUCUAAUGAUGUUAAGAACAUAUUGUCAUGGUUUGGUUAAUGUCACAGUCCUUAAAUCCUCCUUUGUUUGUACAUUACAGAUAUAGUUUGGUGUUUUUUGUUUGUUUGUUAAAAUUAUUAGCCAUUUCAGAUAAUUAUAUAGUGAACUGAUUUGUUAGCCAAUUCCAACUUCAAAGUUCUGAUCUUCUGGGAGCUUGACUGUCACUAGUUUAUACACUAGAAUGUUUCCUUUACUUGCAGCAGACAUCAGAACUUCAUGCAGUUUUAAAACGCAUGUUUAUAUGCUCACCUGUGUCUAGGACUAGUAAAAUUACAAUGUAGCAAUCAGUAGUAAUGGCAUUGAAGUACAAGAAAGUUUCGUUAUUUUAGAUUAAGUCAAGUAGAAUCAAUGUGGAGAUGGAUUCUUGUACAUGUGACGACUUCACCAGUGACAAGAGCAGCAUAAGAAUAAAACCACAACAUUUAAGAGUUGAGAUGCUCUGAAAGACAAUCUUUUAAACAUGGGAGACACUUGGGUAUCACGGAACCUAGACCAAGCUCUUUGUAAAUAAAUGUAACAGUAUAGCUAGGUAUAAAAAUGAACUGGCACCGUUUAUAGUUCAAAACUCAGACUGUUUUUCUUAAAAAUUUCUACCCUGUUUUUUCUUCCUUUCUAUUUUAUAGCUACUUAGAUUUGUGUUAUUUUUCUAUGAAAAUGUAUGCAGCAUUUAUUCUUCCCUCAGUAUUAGCCAUCAUUCAUAUCAUUCUGUCCCUUGAGAAUAUUCAGCAAAAGGGAUUUUGAUUAAAAGUUUUGCUCAAAGAAAAACAAUUUCUUGGGUGUGAAAAGCAGCUCUUCAUUUCUGCAGCAGAGGGGAAGAACAGCAUAGAAGAUGGAGCUUUGCUCAGGAGGGUGAUAGUCUAUUCUUGUGCUCAUAACUGGGGACCAGCAGCUGCAUCCCCAGCACAGGUGCUCUACUCUCCACACAAAGGAUGGUGCAUCUGGGAGGCUUUGUCGUCAUGUUCACGUGUACUGGCCUCUCCACACAAAUGGCUUUUAAAUGAAGAUGACUCUUUCACACUCUGAGAAAAAUCAUGAUGUGUAUUUUUGUUUUCUGUCUCCAAUUUUUGAUGAGAUAAAAGUUUUAAAUGUAGUGGAGUUAGGACCCAACAACCACAUUGACAUUGGUAGGGUAGUUCUAUGUUUUGUUAAAGUACUUACAAAUAUUUAAGCUGUAGUGUUCCCUGGAGGGAAAGCACCAGUUAGUAACUUAAAUUUUUGUCUAUUUUACAUCAAACAUUUGAAUUUCAUGUAAAAGCAAUAGCGUGAGGUGUAAGGUCCUUUCGUUUGUGAUGUUAAGUGAGAGAAUAAAAUGACAGCUGAAACUGU